GGACUUUAGAGGAGGAAAGUACUGGGCCUGCUGGGGAUGAGUAAAUUCCUCAAGGUUCUGGAUGGGGGAUUCUUAGAACCUUCUGUGCUAUGGAUUGAGCAGAGGGACUCAGAGGAUUUAGUCAUCGCACUCAAAGCAACCAGCUUCCCUGCUGAGCCGACUAGUAUGUGGCGGAAGGAUGACAUCGCCCCUGAGGAAGCCGUUCUGCCUGUUCCGCUGCGGUGAUUUCUUCUGAGAUGAGCUGAUGCUUUAGUGGCUGACCAUGGCCCAGCGGGCAGUGUGGCUUAUAAGCCACCGACCGAGAACUGCACUUUGUGGCACCGUGAGGUUCUCAAGACGUUAUCCAACUGUUGAAAAACGAGCCAAAGUCUUCAAUGGAACAAGUUAUGUGUCUAUUCCUGAGGAUGGUCCAUUUCUUAAAGCAUUACUCUUUGAACUUAGAUUAUUGGAUGAUGAUAAAGACUUCGUGGAGAUUCGUGAUAGCUGUUCGCACAUCAAUAAAACAUCUGUCUAUGGACUCCCCAUAGGAGGUGAAGAACUCUGGCCAGUUGUUGCUUUUCCAAAGAAUGGCAUGAUAUAUGCUUGUGUGCCACUAGUAGAACAAGCUCUAUCCCCUCAUCCACCAUUAAUUAGCAUUAGUGGAAUUUCACAAGGUUUUGAACUUCUGUUUGGGAUACAGGAUUUUCUUUACUCAGGUCAAAAAAAUGACACUGAGCUAAAUACAAAAUUGAGCCAGCUGCCUGACUUGCUUCUGCAGGCUUGUCCUUUUGGUACUUUAUUAGAUGCCAACUUACAGAAUUCAUUGGAUAAUAUCCAUUUCACUUCCGUGACUCAGCCACAGAAACAGCCAGCCUGGAAAGCUGGAACAUACAAAGGAAAACCACAGGUUUCUAUUUCUAUCACUGAAAAGGUAAAAUCCAUGCAAUAUGACAAACAGGAUAUAGCAGAUACAUGGCAAGUUGUUGGAACAGUCACUUGCAAGUGUGAUCUGGAAGGAAUUAUGCCGAAUGUUACCAUCAGCUUGAGUCUUCCCACCAAUGGAUCGCCACUUCAGGAUGUUCUAGUUCAUCCUUGUGUGACUUCUCUUGACUCAGCCAUUCUGACUUCUAGUAGCACUGAUGAAAUGGAUGAUUCUGCAUUCAGUGGGCCUUACAAAUUCCCAUUCACUCCACCUUUAGAGUCAUUCAACUUGUGCUACUACACUUCCCAGGUCCCUGUCCCUCCAAUUUUGGGUUUUUAUCAAGUGAAAGAAGAAGAAACACAGCUAAGAAUAACAGUUACUUUAAAACUUCAUGAAAGUGUGAAAAAUAAUUUUGAAUUCUGUGAAGCCCAUAUACCUUUUUACAAUAGAGGUCCAGUUACGCAUUUGGAAUACAAAGUUAGUUUUGGCCAGCUUGAAGUAUUUCGAGAAAAAGCCUUGCUGAUCUGGAUUAUUGGACAGAAGUUCCCAAAAUCAAUGGAAAUUAAUCUUUCUGGAACUGUAACUUUUGGAAGAAAAAGCCAUGAGAAGCAGCCAUUUGACCCAAUUUGUAUUAGAGGCACAGCAUAUGUAAAGUUUUUCACCAAGUGAUACAUUAUGAAUAUCAAUUCUAAAGUAGUUUUUCAACAAGUGACACAUUAUGAAUAUCAAUUUAGAAUGGAUGUGAGGAAGGUAAGCGAAAAAACUGUAGGGCAAAGAAAGCAUUUUAUGGCCAUAUAUUAAUAUUCCAGAUUCAGGGUAAUAGUAAGUUAAUAAUGCUGAGCUAGAAAGAGAAAGGAAGAGAGAAAGAGAAGGGACUGCAGGAAGAGCCAUGAUAAAAGUAAUGCCUCGCCCACUACCUAAGUAAAGGGAAAAAAUAAUUCAAUUAUAAGAUGGUGUUCUUCCAAAAAAUAUGUAACCUAAACCAGACUUACUGCUCUAAGAGGGUAGAGACAUGUGAAUCUCAUUCAUUCAUUGUUUUAUCUAAAACAUGUAGUCCAGUACCUAGCACAUAAAUAUUUGCUGAGUGGAUAAAUAUGUUUAAAAGAAAAUACUGAUAUGGAGAAAUUUGGAAGGGAAUGAGUUUCAUAUUGUAUUUGUUGCUGGUAAUAGCAACAUAUCCCUUUGUAAGUCUCCACGGGGUAGCGAAAAAUCUAAAGCAAGAGCUCAGCUGUAUCUAAAGAAUAAAGCGUUAUCCACAGAUGAAAUAGUUGAGGUAGUAGAAUAAGUUCAGGGAAAGAUAACAGAAAACAUGGGGAACAUUCAGAAAAAUCAAUGAGAGAAUUGCGGGAGUUAUUAGAAAGGUAGCAGGAAAACCUAAAUAGAAUGGUAUUUUAAAAAAUAGAGAAGAUUGGGCAGCGCCUGUGGCUCAGUGAGUAGGGUGCCAGCCCCAUUUAUUGAGGGUGGUGGGUUCAAACCCAGCCCUGGCCAAACUGCAAUAAAAAAAAUAGCCAGGUGUUGUGGCGAGCACCUGUAGUCCCAGCUACUCAGGAGGCUGAGGCAAGAGAAUCGCCUAAGCCCAGACGCUGGCGGUUGCUGUGAGCUGUGACACCAGGGUACUCUACCAAGGGUGAUAAAAUAAGACUCUAUCUCUUAAAAAAAAAAAAAAAAAGAGAGAGAAGAUUGCAAUCUGUACGUAGAGAUAAUUUAAAGGAAAUGGUAGUAAAAUCAGAAGUACACAGGUGAUAGCCCAUUUUUUCUAUCUUGGUUUCACCUAUGUGUACACCUUUGUUUCAAGUAUUAUUAUAAAAAUUCCAAGGGUGGCGCCUGUAGCUCAAGCAGCUAAGAUACCAGCCACAUACACCAGAGCUGGUGGGUUCGAACCCAGCCCAGGCCUGCCAAACAACAUGGCAACUACAACCAAAAAAUAGCCGGACGUUGUGGUAGGCGCCUGUAGUCCCAGCUACUUGGGAGGCUGAGGCAAGAGAAUCGCUCAUGCCCAGGAGUUUGAGGUUGCUGUGAGUUGUUACAUCACAGCACUCUACCCAGGCUGAUAACUUGAGGCUCUGUCUCAAAAAAAAAAAAAGAAAAGAAAAAAAAUUCCUACUUCUAGUAGCUUUCAGAAAAAAAAUGUGAGGUGUUAUUACAUUGUAUGUCCUUCAAAGUACGAAAUUGUGAUUUUUCUAUUCAUUUUCAUUACCUAACCAGGGGUGUCCAACCUUUUUUUUUCUCUGCCAAAACUUGGAAAAAUAAGAUUUGCUUUGGGCUACACAAACACUAAGGAAACCUGAUGAGCAAAAAAAAAAGGUCUAUGCGUACUUUUCACAGUAUCUGAUACCACAGAUAAGCAAAACAUCCCUCAAAUAAUCAACAUGUGGCCCAGGAACCGCAGGUUGGAAACCCUGAGCCCUAACCAGUUACUGUCUCAUCAAUGGCAUGGAUUACAUGUUUGUGUUCAUUGAUUGACUAAAUGAACUUUACAUUACUCAGUCAUGUGGAAAUCAACUGUCUUAACUUUUAGCAUUCAUAAUUAUACCAAACAUGCAAGCAAGAGUCCUUUACUAUCAGAGAUAAUUUGAGUUUCAACAAGAAAAAAAAUUGCUGAGAUCUGAAAGGUACGUCACAUUCUAACUCACAUCCUAUGUCUGUGAUCAGGUAGUUUGGCAGUUAAAGAAGAAAGUUAAGAAAUGGGAAAAUUUUGUAGGGAAGGGAAAUAGGAAAAACAAUAUAGAGAAGAUACCAGGAUGUUACUAAAUCAGGAGCAUUUAGCAGCAGAUAUGAGGACCACAGCAAAAGGAAACUAGAGCUCCAUAAAGCAGAACUUUUCCUAGUUCUUGUGCAUGUCAUUGUAACCAGAGGCACCUGUGACUACUUUCAGAGAAGGAACUAAUGGCUCAGUCUGUUACAGCGCUGUAUAAUAACUGGUUUAUAGUGAUAACCCCACAUUGUCAAUGAAAUUCAAGAACUGUGGAAUUUUUUAGAAAAGUUUUCUAGGUGAGGGAAGGGGUAAUUUCUAAGCUUAGUUCUAUAAAAGUUAAAUUUCACUCUUCUAGAAAAUUAAAGCAGUUCAUUCUUAUCAAACACAAGAUAACCUCAUGUUUUCUGUUUCAGUAAUUGCAUUGCUUGUAUUUUGCUAGAUGUUAGGUUCUAUUCCUGUCAAUGGCGGAAUUCUGAUCUGAGGUGUAUCAUAAUCACUUAGUUCCAGGGAUAAAAGAGAAGGUGCAGUGCACCAGGCAGCAUAGGGCAGGGGUGCCAGCUCUGCUGCUUCCAUGCGGAGACGCUCUCUGCUGCAGUCUUCCAACCUCAAUUCCCACAUUUGGAAAAUGGGGAUACCUUGCAAGUGUUAAGUACUUCAUAAUUACGAAUUUAAAAAGAAAUGGCCCUAAGGCAAAGGGUAGGAAAGUGUGUCUGUGUAUAUGAUGUAUGUCCAUGCACACACAGACGGUUCAAGUUUAAUACUUGAGGGUUUUAUUUUGUGAGCUAUGUGAGAUAAAUUGCCUAAAAUUAUCAAGGGAAAAAAAUGUAACCAUCUUUUUUACAUGAUCACUUCAACUUAACA
Messenger RNA from Nycticebus coucang (slow loris), 4457 nucleotides. It is a transcript of the gene AP5M1, whose product is annotated as adaptor related protein complex 5 subunit mu 1. NCBI's taxonomy places the organism in Eukaryota, Metazoa, Chordata, Mammalia, Primates, Lorisidae. The record is from RefSeq and is a predicted model, not a curated record. Bases 263 to 1570 code for a protein of 435 amino acids. Gene Ontology annotation, cellular component: late endosome; AP-type membrane coat adaptor complex; lysosome. Gene Ontology annotation, biological process: endosomal transport. The transcript is spliced from 7 exons.